Molecule: messenger RNA, 2199 nt
Organism: Eriocheir sinensis (Chinese mitten crab)
Lineage: Eukaryota; Metazoa; Arthropoda; Malacostraca; Decapoda; Varunidae
Exons: 4
Coding region: 1-2199 (732 amino acids)
Molecular function (GO): nucleic acid binding; RNA-DNA hybrid ribonuclease activity
Source: RefSeq, a predicted model, not a curated record
AUGAGGCAGGAGCUCAUCGCCGUCUACAGCAAGUCUUACGCCUCGGGGGACCUCCCAUCCCCAUGGAAAGCGGCGACCAUCGUGCCCAUCCCCAAGGGCAUCGACGGUCUCCAAUACCGCCCCAUCUCGCUGCUGAGCUGCCUGGGGAAGACUUUAGAGCGCAUUCUCCUCUCCCGCCUUCAGCAGGCUGUGGUAGUCUUCAUAGACCUUGAGAAGGCGUUCGAGCUUGCAUCAGCGCCCGCCAUCCUCUCCAUCCUGGCAGAGAAAGGUGUCCGGGGCCGCCUGCUGUCCUGGAUAGGUCAGUACCUACGAGAUCGACGGGCUGCGGUCCGGUUUCAGGGCCACACGUCCUCCGCGAGGGCCUUUGAGAAUGGAACGCCGCAGGGAGGGAUACUGAGCCCGGCCCUAUUCAACAUUCUGAUGGAAAAACUGUCCUCCCUGCCGACGACGCCGUACUCAAGGGUCCUGAGCUACGCGGACGACAUCGCCUUGGUAGCGUCGGGGCCCAACCACAUAGCCAGCGCACGGCUCCUCCUCCGCCGCCUCACACACAUGUGCGCGUCUCUCGGUCUCGUCAUCAACCGAGAGAAGACGAAGGCCAUGGCGCUCCGCUACCAAAACCUGCCCGAGCCCUUCGACCUCGACGGAAAGCCAGUUCCCUGGGUGCAGACGCAAAGGUACCUAGGGAUGCUGCUGGACGCCCGCCUCGCGUUUACUCCCUACAUGGCAGACAUACGGCGGGCCAUGAAAACCCGCACCAACAUCAUGCGGGUGCUGGCACGGCCAACCGGCGGCGCAAGUGACCGAGUGCUCCGAAGUUUUUACGUCCACGCAGUGAGGGCAUGCGUGGACUAUGGAACGCCGUGCCUUAUGACAACUGGCCCUGGCACCUUACACACGCUGGAAACGGCCCAAAACUCAGCCCUACGCGUCAUUCUCGGGGCGCCCCUGUGGACAAAGUGCGUUUGCCUCAGGGCGGAGGCGCGCAUCAGCAGUGUUGCCACGAGGGUUACUCAGCUCUCUGUCGGCCAUCUGGCGACGCUGCUGCGCCACAGGGAGGAUGAGCCACUGCGGGCCACAGUGGAGAGGGCCCUCCCACGAGCACCUGUUCUGUUCCGCAGGAGGACGUGGGCCAGUGUUGCGGCGGACAGGCUGAGGACCAACCCUUUGUCCAGCGGGUUUCUGAGGAGCCGGGAUGAGCCUCACCCCGACUACUCCGCCCCUGCCCCCUGGGCGCCACCCACCUUCACCACCACCAUCAGGCCGCUGCCAGUGAGAAAGGCCCAGCUGCAGGAACAGCGACUGAUGCGGGAGGCCUUGAGCAGGGUGACAGACGCGGGACGGCCCCACGCGUCUGUGUACUACACCGACGGAUCGAUUAACCACCUCUCUCGGACUGUCGGUGCGGCUUUCGUCGCGGCCGGAAACACCGCCCUGUUCAGGCUGCCGGACGGGUGCUCCUCCACUCAGGCCGAGCUAGUGGCCCUCCGUCAGGCUCUGCGCCAUGAUGUGGAGGAAGGCAGGGGCCACACCACCAUCCACUGUGGCUCCGUGCCGGCUAUUCAGUCGCUCCUAAAUGAGCCGAUGCCAGACAACACCGCCCUCCUCACCGGAAUCCACGUCCUGCUUCAGGCGAUGGAGAGGGCUGGACGCCAUGUCCAUAUAAACUGGAUCCCCAGCCAUGCCGGUGUCCCGGGGAAUGAGGCGGCCGACCGGGCGGCCAGUGAGGCCACGCUGCUGCCGGCGGUAACGUGCCCUCUGCCGCCGAGCGUGUCCUCCCUCAAGAGGAACAUGGCAAGACACGCUAAUGCCGCAAUAAUCAAAGAGUUGGAGGAGGCCCGUGCAGCGGGCUCCCCAUCCGCCCGCUGGUACACGGAGGCGACCAACUCGGGCGACCGCGCAAUGCCACCGGCCCUUCCCAGGCUGUGCGCUUCUGUUGAGAUGUGUGAGACUGAAGAGAAGAUGUUCUAUGCCAAACUCAACUCCGUAUUAGACCAGUGCCCUCCCCGGGACACACACAUUAUCCUGUGUGACUUCAAUGCAAGUACUUCAUGUGACAGGAUUGGCUAUGAGCUGUGUGUUGGUUAUGGUGCCAGGAACUCCAACAGCUCUCUCCUCCUGAAUUUUGCAAGAUCCAAGAGGUUGAGAAUCACAGGUUCUUGGUACAAGAGACCAGAGAUGCACCGCUGGACUUGGUGA